This is a messenger RNA of Menidia menidia (Atlantic silverside), 2646 nucleotides long. The record is from the annotation of a GenBank genome assembly. NCBI's taxonomy places the organism in Eukaryota, Metazoa, Chordata, Actinopteri, Atheriniformes, Atherinopsidae.
AUGAUGACGUCUUGUGUGCUGCUGAAAGGACAAUCAACAGACCCAAUCAGCCGCCUCAACAUCCAGUCUACUCUGGAUAAAGAGCAAAAGCGGGCUCCUAUGGGUUUCCGGUGGCCCUGGGUCUCCACAACUGCGCUGGUGAGUUUCUCCAAUGCAACUCGCGUAAAGACGCACAUUCACGUGAAUAUGCACACACUGAAACAGACGACACACCCUUGCGAGCACUUGAAGAAGAAGUGGCAAGUUAGCACCUACACGCACUCACAUAGGCUAAAGGGGUGCAACACCAAGGAGAGUGAGGAGAUGAAGACCAAAAAGAGACCAGGGGAAAACAGAAUGCAAGAAAUGAAUGAAGACAGGAGCAAAGAGGAAGACAGGAAGAGCCUCCAGCCUACACUCGGCGAUUUCCCGAGUGACGGAGCGCUCUACUGCAGAGAGACAAAGCUGCAAACCCCGUUCAGAUUCCAAGUGUUCAUAAUCCCAGAGUUUGGAAAUAGGUUUUUGCUUCAGCACAAAAAGUACAAAGCCAGCAAGCAGCGUUCAGAAGAGAUCCUGGCUCCCGUAAAGAUGGCUGAUGAGUUGCAGCCAGAUCCAAACAGCCUGCAAAUACCUAGUGAAAAUGCCUCCAUCCCAUCUUCGCCUGCCUCAGCUAGAAAUGAAUGCAGCAUCACACCCGUCACACCCUCACCCUCGCCGAGGGUCGAGGUCAGACCCAGGAUGGCCUGUCCAUUCUUGGUUGUCGUGGCCAUAGAUUUUGGGACCACCUCCAGUGGCUAUGCUUUCAGCUUCACCAAGGACUCAGAAGCCAUACACAUGAUGAAACGCUGGGAGGGUGGCGAUCCCGGAGUGGCCAACCAGAAGAGCCCGACCUGCCUGCUCUUGACCCCCGAUUUGCGUUUCCACAGUUUCGGCUUCGCAGCACGAGACUUUUACCACGACUUAGAUCCAGAGGAGGCCCGGCACUGGCUUUACUUUGAUAAAUUCAAAAUGAAGAUCCACAGCACAAGUGACCUCACCAUGGAGACAGAGCUGGAAGCAGUUAACGGUCGAAGGGUUAGAGCAAUUGAGGUGUUUGCACAUGCCCUUCGCUUCUUCCGAGAACAUGCUCUGAAGGAGGUGAAAGACCAGUCUUCAUCAGUCUUGGAGGGAGAGGAGAUCAGAUGGGUGAUUACUGUCCCUGCAGUGUGGAGACAACCUGCCAAGCAGUUUAUGAGAGAGGCAGCGUACCUGGCUGGUUUGGUGUCUCCUGACUGUCCAGAGCAGCUCCUUAUUGCUCUAGAACCAGAGGCGGCAUCCAUUUACUGUCGGAAGCUCCGCCUCCACCAGGUGAUCGACCUCAGCUUGCAGCCGAUCACAAACGGGCUGGAUCUCGAUGGCUCUCGGCCCUUUGACUCCAGCUUCAGACAAGCGAGGGAGCAGCUGAGACGAUCCAGGCACAGCAGGACCUUCCUGGUGGAGAGUGGAACAGGAGAGUUGUGGUCGGAGCUGCAGACCGGAGACCGGUACGUGGUUGCAGACUGUGGAGGGGGGACAGUUGACCUGACAGUGCAUCAGAUCGAGCAGCCCCAGGGAACACUGAAGGAGCUCUACAAGGCCUCGGGUGGCCCCUAUGGUGCCGUUGGUGUAGACCUGGCUUUUGAAGCCAUGCUCUGUCAGAUCUUCGGGGAGGACUUCAUCCAGAGCUUCAAAGCAAAGCGCCCGGCCGCCUGGGUGGACCUCACCAUUGCUUUUGAGGCGAGGAAACGGACGGCGUCGCCAGGCAGAGCCAACGCCCUCAACAUCUCGCUGCCUUUCUCCUUUAUCGACUACUACAAGAGACACAGAGGGCAGAGCGUGGAGGCUGCCCUGAGAAGGAGCAAUAUGAACAUAGUGAAGUGGUCGUCCCAGGGGAUGCUACGGCUGACACAGGAGGCCAUGAACGAGCUCUUCCAGCCCACCAUCAUCAACAUAGUCAAACACAUAGAGGAGCUGAUGGCAAAGCCGGAGGUGCGAGAUGUGCGCUUCCUGUUCCUGGUAGGGGGGUUUGCCGAGUCCCCCAUGCUGCAGCGAGCGGUCCAGAAGGCUCUGGGGAGGACCUGCCGCAUCAUCAUCCCCCACGACGUCGGGCUGACCAUUCUGAAGGGCGCCGUGCUCUUCGGGCUGGAUCCCACUGUGGUCCGCGUGAGGCGAUGCCCUCUGACCUACGGCGUCGGGGUGUUGAACCGGUUCGUGGAGGGGCGCCACCCUCGGGACAAGCUCCUCCUCAAAGACGGGCGGGAGUGGUGCACGGACAUCCUGGACCGCUUCGUGUCGGUGGACCAGUCGGUGGCGCUGGGCGAGGUGGUGAGGCGCAGCUACACGCCCGCCCGGGCGGCCCAGCGCAAGAUCAUCAUCAACAUCUACUGCAGCGCCACCGAUGACGUCACCUACAUCUCCGACCCCGGGGUCAGGAAGUGCGGAACCAUAACUCUGGACCUGCCGGAGCCCGUCCCGCCGCCGGGAGCGGUGGGAGGAGCAGGAGCAGGAGGAGCGGGAGGAGCGGGAGGCCCGGAGAGGAGGGAGAUCAGAGCAACCAUGCAGUUCGGAGACACAGAGAUCAAAGUUACAGCCGUGGACGUCAUGUCUAACCGCUCCGUCCGGGCUUCCAUAGACUUCCUGUCCAACUGA